GAGGGAGCUAAAUGCUGCAUCAGUUCCCAGCAUCGAUUGCCUUCGCUUAUCAGUAGUUUAUCUCUAAAAAAAAAAUAACCUGACAGGUUUUCUGAUGUGCGAUCCUCAGUUCCGCUCGGAAUUUUAAGGUCUCUUAUCAACAACGGAAGAAGUGUUGCGCCCACAUGGGCAGCGUUCUGGCCUUGUCUUCCGGUCCGGGCCAUCAGAACUGGCCUUUCUCCACGAACCCCGCUCCUUCUCGGUGGAACACACAUCCUGCUCACUGGGACAGCCCGCCACGCUGGGAGAGGAGAGAUGGCCGCCUACCCAACCCAGGCAGCUUUCACUCUCUCCACAGGAGCUGCAAAGAUGUUUUUCCUCAACAGAUUGAGGGAGUCAAGAUGAUCCUCAAUAAAACUCUGAGCAGCUUCUUCAAGGUCAGUCAUGCUCUCCACCUUAGUGCUGUCAGUCCUUCGUACUAUCGAUUCCACGUUGAGCAUCUGCAGUCUGAUGAUUACAGCAAGGACAAGGAUGCCCCGGCAUUGAUCGGUGAGAUGGACUCUUCGGGAAGUCUGAAUGCUCACGCUCUGCUGCAUCUCACUGAGCGCGUACGAGCCAGAACAGUGUUCCAGACCCAGCAGUCCCAGUUUGUAACGUGGCAGUUUGAAACUGAGUACAGAGGGAGCGACUUCACUGCAGCCGUGACAGUAGCCAACCCAGACGUCCUUAGAGAGUCAGUUAUCCUCGUAGCACACUUCCUGCAGAGUGUGUCUUCUGGGCUUGUGUUAGGAGGGGAGCUGGUCUACCAUCGGGGCCGAGCUGAGGAAGGUGGAAUUCUAACUUUGGCUGGACAGUACUCAAGACCAAACUGGGUGGCGACGUUGAAUGCUGGGAAAGGAGGUGCCCAUGCUAGUUACUAUCACAGAGCCAACAAACAGAUCCAAGUUGGAGUGGAGUUUGAAGCCAGCACCAGGACCCAGGAGACCACAACCUCAUUUGGGUACCAGAUGGAACUCCCAGAGGCCAACAUGGUCUUUCGAGGUAUGAUUAACAGUCGGUGCAUAAUAGGAGGCGUGUUGGAGAAGCGUCUGACCCCGCUCCCUGCAACCCUGAUCAUGGGUGCCUUUGUAAAUCACAGAGGUGACAAGCUGCAAGUGGGCCUAGGCGUCAACGUGGGAUAAUCCUCCACUAAUCCCUGCUGGAAUUACAUCUCCCAUCAGGACAUCCUUCCAGAGAGCUGUUUCAGAGGCUUCAUGAUGACCUGAUCUUCCAAGGUUUAUCAGCCUCACUCAAACGCUUCCUACGAACCACCUGAGUAUUGUGGAUUGUUUCGGAGGUUGAAUCCCAAAAUGUUUCCUUAAACUGAUUGCAUCUCAUCUUGAAACCUACCUCUCAAAACUGAGGUGAUGUUUUCUGAUUGGGACAAUAGGAUUGAACAGGAAAAAUGGAUGAGGGGCUCAACAACUGUGAGUGGAGAAAUGUUACUGUCCCCCAGAAACCAGACUGCUCAUCACCUGCUGGACAAUGGAAACAGAAUGGAUAAGAUGCAAACUGUACUGAAAAUAAAAAAAGUUUUUACCAUAAGGAAACUUAAUGUAUAUUCAGUAGAGUAUAUGGAAAGAUACUAAUGUUUGUUAUCUAUAACUAUAAUUCUUGUUUACCUGACCGUUCUGCCGACCAUUUUCUAAAGCACACCAUUAUUUGUAAAACUAAUACAUGAUUUUUCCCAUCUUCCAGGCAGCCAUUUGUAUGGAAGCUCUGAGCAAGUGAGUAAAACAUUAAUGGUGAGCCAUUUUUUCUGAUCUAAAUUGUUUUCUCUUCUGUGUUUAUGACUUAAGAGCAGGUAUAAAAAAGGUUUUGUCCAGAUAAUCUUUCUAAGUUUGUUUAGUUGGUGAAAAAUAUUUGCUUUGACAGGUUCAAAAUGCUGUAGUCCUAUUUAUUUCUGCAGUGGGUGAUUAAAACUUCUCAGAAGAUCAUAGGCACUCAUCUCCUGAGCAUUAGUGAUAUUGGUGAGGUGAGGUGCCUACGCAGAGCCCAAAGGAUACUUUCCCACCUUAAUUUAAAAAGAAAUUAGCAAACUUAGAAAGAUUAUCAGGGCUAACCCCCUUUUCGUCAGUUCUUAAGUCAUAAACAAAGGAGAGAAACAAAAAAGUCUUACUUGCCUCUCAGGGCUUCUGUAAAUUGUCAUGCCAGUCAAAUUCACGUUAUUCUGUCCACAUUGGCUCACUGUUAUUCUUGUGGGUUUUAUUUAGCAUAGCUCACCAAUGUAUCUGUCUCCUAAAUCUUGAAUGUGGGGGCUCCUGAUUGCUUGAAUGCUCUAACAUGGAUGAGGUUUGAAAAGAUUGCUGCCCUCUUGCAUUACCUCAUGAUACCAGAAAAAACAUAGGUUAAAUUGUCACUUAUCUCAGGCCAGUCUCUGUGAGCUGAACUUCAUACAAAUGCGAGAGAGGAGCAAUCUAAAAAGUGGUCGGCAGAAAUGUAAAAUGGAUGAAAUCGAGCUAAAACACCAGUAUGAUUCUUAAAACUGUGUGUAUGAGUAAGUGAUUGAGUGUUUGAUUCUGUGCACAUAUUUAUUUUUUUGGCCAGCAUGUAAAAGUGUGUGAGAUUCCACACAUGAACAGCCUGUUGACUCUAAGGGAAAAGAUGCUGCUCCACAUAUACUAACCUCCAGCUGAGGGACAUGAGAGCGGCUAUGCACUGACACUACUGAGCCAGGCCUGUACUGUAUGUAUGUAUGUAUGUAGAUGGAAACACUGACCUGUAUGCAACCUGCACUAACCAUGCUGCUUCUGGGCAUUUCCAGUCCUGUUUAACGUAAGAAAUGUUGCAUAAUUAUGAAUUUAUUUAUACAUUAAUGUAAUAUAAACAUAGAGAGAAGUGGAAGGGAGUCACCGUCUUUUUGGACUUAAUUUAUUAAAAAUGUUAUUUCUAUCAUA
Micropterus salmoides (largemouth bass) is the source of this 2915-nucleotide messenger RNA. RefSeq lists its product as uncharacterized. The record is from RefSeq and is a predicted model, not a curated record. Bases 165 to 1160 code for a protein of 331 amino acids. The transcript is spliced from 10 exons. Gene Ontology annotation, molecular function: transmembrane protein transporter activity. Gene Ontology annotation, cellular component: mitochondrial outer membrane; mitochondrial outer membrane translocase complex. Lineage: Eukaryota; Metazoa; Chordata; Actinopteri; Centrarchiformes; Centrarchidae. Gene Ontology annotation, biological process: protein import into mitochondrial matrix.